Messenger RNA from Gracilinanus agilis (Agile Gracile Mouse Opossum), 994 nucleotides. It is a transcript of the gene IRF7, whose product is annotated as interferon regulatory factor 7. Gene Ontology annotation, biological process: immune system process; regulation of transcription by RNA polymerase II. Gene Ontology annotation, molecular function: protein binding; RNA polymerase II cis-regulatory region sequence-specific DNA binding; DNA-binding transcription factor activity, RNA polymerase II-specific. The record is from RefSeq and is a predicted model, not a curated record. The transcript is spliced from 6 exons. Lineage: Eukaryota; Metazoa; Chordata; Mammalia; Didelphimorphia; Didelphidae. The coding region runs from base 254 to 910 and encodes 218 amino acids. Gene Ontology annotation, cellular component: nucleus.
UGACCUCCUAGGACUGGCCCUGGAGCAGAGCGAGGUGGCGCCCGACCUCCAGGCUUUCCAGGACGGGGACCAGGAGCUCUGGAGAGAGCCCGAAGGCCCGUACUCCCAGGGGACGGAGCCCCCUCCCAGGGAACCCUGGGAGGCCCAGCCAGGGCCCCCGCCGCCUCCCAGAGGCCCGAGGGAUGGCGGCCCCCAGGACAGAGCCUUGGGUGCGGCCCCGGAGCCCGCCCUGAGCAGCUCCUUCCCCGCCGACAUGGACGUGACCAUCCUGUACAAAGGGCGGCCCGUCAGGCAGGUGGUUGUGGCCCGGAGCCGCUGCCUCUUCGUGGCCGGCAGCCCCGACCCCGUGCCGGGGGCCUCCCAGGACCCCCAGCUCGUGGCCUUCCCCAGCCCGGCAGCCCUGAAGCUGGCUGACCGCAAGCAGGCGCGCUACACGGAGCAGCUGCUGCAGCAUAUGGGGCCCGGCCUGCGGCUGGAGCUCUGGAGCCAGAGGCUCUGGGCCACGAGGAUGGGCAAAUGCAAAGUGUACUGGGAGCUGGGCAGCCCCCCGGCCUCCUCGGGGCCUCCCCCCCCACCCCGCCUGCUCCCCCGGAACGAAGCCACGGCCAUCUUCGACUUCUCCGUCUUCUGCCAGGAGCUGGCGGAGUACAGGGAGCAGAGGCGGCGCACGUCCCCCGACUACACCAUCUACCUGGGCUUCGGGCAGACCCUGUCCGGGCGGCCCAUGGACAAGAAUCUCAUCUUGGUGAAGCUGGUCCCCCGGAUCUGUCAGCUGUGCCACGAGGCCGUCCAGCGGCAGGAGGGCGUCUCGUCCCUGGACAGCGGCGGCCUCAGCCUGCAGGUGUCCAACAGUCUCGGCCUCUACGAAGUCCUCGAGAACUUCCUUAUGGAGAUGGAGUACCCGGCCUAGACCCGCGGGGCCCGGAGCCCGGCGGCCCGUCCAGCCCAGCCCUCCUCCCUCCUCCGAGCGGCUUAAAUAAAGACGGUGGCUGCC